Urocitellus parryii (Arctic ground squirrel) is the source of this 447-nucleotide messenger RNA. It is a transcript of the gene Il4, whose product is annotated as interleukin 4. Gene Ontology annotation, molecular function: growth factor activity; interleukin-4 receptor binding. Gene Ontology annotation, cellular component: extracellular region. Gene Ontology annotation, biological process: immune response; interleukin-4-mediated signaling pathway; positive regulation of DNA-templated transcription. NCBI's taxonomy places the organism in Eukaryota, Metazoa, Chordata, Mammalia, Rodentia, Sciuridae. The record is from RefSeq and is a predicted model, not a curated record.
AUGGGUCUCACCCCCCUGCUGAUUGCCACUCUCUUCUGUCUCCUAGUAUGCCCUGGCAACUUCACCCACGGAUGCGACGUUACCUUAGAAGAGAUCAUCAAAACUUUGAACACACUCUCAGGGAAAAAGACUACAUGCAUGGAGCUGAUGGUAGCAGACGUCUUUGCUGUCCCCAAGAACACAACCGAGAAGGAAAUCCUCUGCAGGGCUACAACUGUGCUUCGGCAGACCUAUCAAGACCACCCGGUGUCUAGGUGUUUGAACAAAAAUGGAAAACUUGACAUUCUCAAGCUCCUGAGAGGACUCUACAGGAAUCUCCGAAGCAUGGUCCAGUUGCACAACUGUCCCGUGAGUGAAUCCAAGCAGAGAACAUUGAAAGACUUCUUGGAAAGCCUAAAAAGCACCAUGCAAAAGAAAUAUUCACAGUGUGGAAGGUCCAAGUUUUAA